UUUUUUUUUUUUUUUGCAACUCCCCACUGCUUUCGUUGUCAGCAGAUCUCUGCCCCCUUAGUCUUAAUCAUAAUAACCCACCCCCCUAAGCCAAGAUGCGCUUCACUGCUCUGGCCUCGGUGGCCGCGCUCUUCGGAGCCUCGGCCGUCAUGGCGGCGCCCGCCGGCAACAAGGGCAACGCCUGCAACGAUGACUGCGCGCGCGCCUUCCAGGGCACCAACGUCAAGGAGAACGUCCUCACGUCCAUCGCCAGCUACUGCUCGACGUUCACGACCGGCGGCACCCCCGCGGCGACGCCGGCCCCUGUCGCCAACAAAUGUGACAACACGCCGGCCCGCGUCAGCACCGCCUGCCUGUGCAACGCCAUCUACAUGGCGACCAGGUCCGCGGAUCCGGCCCCCUCGCCGACGCCCGUUGACGUGCAGACGCUGUCGUCGACGGCAACCGUCAUCACCACCGUCACCGUGGUCACGUCGGGCACCAGCACCUUCGAGGUCCUCACCACGAUCUCGGCCACGACGACCGUCCUGGAGGGCGUCACGGUGGUCGGCACGAGCACCGUCGUCUCCAACGUGACCGAGACCUCGACCGUCUCGGUUGCCAAGACGGAGGAGUCCACGACGUCCACCACGACCACCACCACUGCCACCGAGACUUCCUCCACCACGCAGACGGACACGACGACGACCACCAGCACGGAAUCGACGACGACCACUGACGUCUCCACCACUUCCACCACGGAUAUCGUUUCGACCACCACGACGGGUACUGAGACUACCUCCACCACGGAGGUCGUCUCUACCACCACAACUGGCACCGAGGUCACCUCGACGACGACGACUGGCACUGAGACCACCUCUACGACGGAAGUUGUAUCUACCACCACGACGGGCACCGAGGUUACCUCUACUACCACGACGGGCACUGAGACCACCUCCACAACAGAGGUUGUGUCGACCACCACGACUGGUACAGAGGUGACUUCUACUACUACGACUGGCACCGAGACUACCUCCACAACCGAGAUCGUUUCAACGACCACCACCGGCACUGAGGUUACGUCGACGACAACUACCGGCACGGAGACCACGUCGACGACCACCACCGGAACUGAGGUUACGUCAACGACAACCACCGGCACGGAGGUUACGUCGACGACUACGACGGGCACCGAGGUCACUUCAACCACCACGACAGGCACUGAGGUUACCUCGACCACCACCACAGGCACCGAGGUUACCUCGACUACCACCACGGGUACUGAAGUGACCUCUACUACCACGACCGGCACAGAGACGACAUCAACGACCACUACUGAGGUGACGUCGACCACCACGACCGGCACCGAAGUAACGUCCACAACUACUACCGGCACCGAAACCACGUCGACCACCACGACUGGCACUGAAGUGACUUCGACCACAACAACCGGCACAGAGGUCACUUCAACGACCACCACUGGCACAGAAACCACUUCAACCACCACGACUGAGGUGACAUCUACAACUACCACCGGCACCGAAGUGACCUCGACCACCACUACCGGUACCGAGACAAGCUCUACCACUACUACCACUACCGGCACUGAUGUGACUUCGACCACUACCACCGGAACUGCCACCUCGUCGGUCACCACCACUGACACCGCAACCUCGUCGACCACCACCACGGGCACGGCCACCACGAGCACCAGCACCACUAAGACCUUCAGCACCAGCCUCACCACCACCUUCAGCACCAGCACUACCAAGACCUUCAGCACAAGCACCACCACAACAUCGCUCGUGGUCUCGACCGUGCUCUGCAACUCGAUCAAGAACUACGGCUUCGAGUCGGGCACGCUCGCCAACUGGACCCCGUCGGGCGCCGGCGCAUCUAACGCCGGCGUCGUGAGCGGGCCCCAGGGCCCCAACAGCGCCAUCCAGGGCAACAGCAUGGUCGCGGUUCAGGGCGGCGCCGUCACAAUCACCCAGAGGGUCCCCCUCUGCCCCGGCACCAAGGAGAUUGAGGUCUCGGCCUACUUCCUGGCUGUCGUCGGCACCUGCAAGGCCACGGUCUGCGUCGGCGGCACCAACCACUGCAUGGCCCGCACCGGCCUCUCGCCCACCAGUGGCUGGACCACCGUCACCGCUGGCUUCAGCAACAUCCCGGCCGGUACCGCCGACCUCGAUGUCGCCGUCAGCAUCACGUGCACGGCCAACGACGCGGCCGGGUCCGCCAAGCCCGCCGGCUACCUCGACUGGGUCGUCAUGGGCUAAAUCGCAGGCUUGGCCACCUCCCGUCGCGGUAGCGGCCGGUGAGGGGAAGUGAGAGAGAGAACAGAGAAAGCUAGCGAUUCACGACACAUUUUCGAGCCCCCGGGGAGUAACCCGGUUAUUUCGCCCUCUCCCGUGGCACGACUUCGCUCGCCCUGCACUCGGCAAAAACGCUCUCCUCCUUCCUCCACACCCCCCCAGCUUAUCCCGGCUUUUUCACGCUUCCAUUCUUGAUUUCGGAGUUUUAGGAUCAACGGCUGUAGAGGAUGGGCUUGUUUUAAUAAUGAAAGGUCUGGGGAGGUGCUUCCUUGUAGGGAAGCAAUCGGCACAAACACGGCUUGGAUGAACAAAUUUCUUCUAUAUAAACCCCUCUUCAGCUUGGAGCGGUUUAGAUUAUGCUGUUGAUAUUCAGACUUCCGACAAGAAUAGACACAUAUACGCUCCUCGAA
This is a messenger RNA of Gaeumannomyces tritici R3-111a-1, 2704 nucleotides long. RefSeq lists its product as hypothetical. The record is from RefSeq and is a predicted model, not a curated record. The coding region runs from base 96 to 2258 and encodes 720 amino acids. The transcript is spliced from 2 exons. NCBI's taxonomy places the organism in Eukaryota, Fungi, Ascomycota, Sordariomycetes, Magnaporthales, Magnaporthaceae.